Molecule: messenger RNA, 986 nt
Organism: Cydia fagiglandana
Lineage: Eukaryota; Metazoa; Arthropoda; Insecta; Lepidoptera; Tortricidae
Exons: 3
Coding region: 6-980 (324 amino acids)
Biological process (GO): proteolysis
Molecular function (GO): serine-type endopeptidase activity
Source: RefSeq, a predicted model, not a curated record
GGGACAUGGGAACAUCCACAGAGAGCCUGCCUAAGGUCUCGGUUAAGCGGCUGAGCAUGUUCCAGUGGCAGGUGCAAACCGACUGGUUCGAGUUCUGGUUUCCGGAUUGGGACUGGGCGGACUCCUGUUAUAGACGGCGCAUGAGUGUCGUAGCUGGGAUAUCAAUAAGAACUAAGAAUCUAGGUGUGGGGACCCUUCUAAACCGGCGGACGGUAAUCACAUCAGCGAACAUUGUAGAACCGUAUUUAGAUAACGCAGAAGAACUCCGCGUCUGGGCACUUGGUCGAGGGACUUACUACUACACACCUUUCAGGUAUCGAGUUUGGCGAGCCAGAAGAGUCAUACCCAAGAGCAACAACCCAGAACACGAACACGGCCCAAGAGGCACGCAUAUUCCGAGACACGACAUCUCCAUCAUACACACCAGAGAGCAAAUGUACUUGUACCCAUACUUGCCCCGCACGUAUCACUAUUCAAUAAGAGCCAUCAUCCCCCCAAAGCACAUGACACUUCCGGAAGACAUGAUAUUCGCAGGGUCAGGUUACGAAGACCUAGAGCAUAUCAAGGAGAACUACAAAAUAACUUAUCAGGCGCUGUUGAAAAGCGAGAUCGUCGACUGUUCCCGAUACGUCGUCAAAUGGUGGGGUAAAUUUAUAUGUUUUAAGGGUAAUUACGACCAGAAAAGAAGAGCUGGAAUACCGGCCGGAGGGCCGGUAUUGACAGCCCAAAUGCAAAUUGUGGGCAUAGGAUGUUUUGAGAUAAGGUACAAUGAAGAUCGUAUAGCGGUGUUCACGGAUGUGAGGUACUACGUUGACCACAUUUAUGUAUUGUCCAAUAUCACUUGGGGGGAGUACUAUGACUAUGCUUAUCAACUUUAUGGUAAUUAUUUAAGUUGGUUUUGGACGGGGAAAAAUCAGGCUUUCAUACCGGCUUGGACGAGUUAUAUUAUGCAUGACAACUUUGCUCCAUUGGGAAAGUAACUGUAA